Messenger RNA from Rodentolepis nana, 1044 nucleotides. Lineage: Eukaryota; Metazoa; Platyhelminthes; Cestoda; Cyclophyllidea; Hymenolepididae. The record is from the annotation of a GenBank genome assembly.
AUGGGUACAAUAGGGUCAAGUCUACCUGGCGUAACUCAAUUUGAGGCUGAUUCCCUUCUCUUCCAAUUUCAAACUCCUUCAGGGUUGCCCACUGGAACUAUGCUUUUGGGAAGACCAGUAGUUCUCUAUGAUGAAUUCCCUACUUUGAUCUGGCCGGCUCCAGAGAUAUGCAGACAGCCUCUGGUGGAUCCAAUAGAUACCAAAUGUGGCCACACUUUCUGCACGCCCUGUCUAAAGAGUCAUCUUGUGGUGCAGGCGCUGUGUCCUGAAGACAAGCAAAUCAUCAAUUAUCUUGAAUGCCAGCAGUCCUCCAAUCUCGUAAAACGACUCUUAGACAAAUUGCUGGUGAUCUGUCCCAACUCUGAACACUGCGAAGAGAUACUAUCCCGUUGCGAUCUUGAAUCUCACCUAGCCUAUUGGUGCCGCGGCACCGUAGUACCCUGUUCCAACGCCAAAACUGGAUGUCAAUUUCGAGCAGCCAGAGCCCUUCAAUCGGAGCAUCGUCGUGAGUGUCGGUUCCAACCAAGAACUCCUGGAACCACGCACGUUGCUGUUUCUGGAGGCAGUCCCAUCGUUCGACCAAUUGCAACGAAAUCUGUAGUCAGGUUUGGACCCAUGCCCGCCGUUCGAAGAGUAGCUACUGAGGCUCCACUUAUGUCAGCGGGUAGUAGCGCAUCGGAGGAGACCACACCUAGUCCUCCAACAGCUGCUUCAUCCAGAGGAUGUGGCGGAGGUGUACGUUCAGCUUCUCCUAUUCGGGAUUGUGAGGUCACUACUAUCGAGUUGCCCUGGAAGCCCAACGCCAGCCUCGGAAUCAGCUUUGUGGGAGGAUCAGACACACCACUACUGUGCAUUGUGAUUCAAGAAAUCUACUUGGAUGGCAUCGUUGCAAUGGAUGGACGUCUCCGACCUGGAGAUCAAAUUCUGGAGGCUGGCCGACCCAACUCUAGGCUCUAUCUUCUCUAUUCGAUCGAUUAUCGAUUGAUCCCAGUUGUCGAAUCUCCCGAUUUUCCUUGCAUUAGCUUCAUUCGAUCUUGUCGAUGA